AAUAAUUUGUAUAGGUUGUUUCACGUUGAUUACAUAACAAUCAAUCUCUGCUAUUCCACUACUAAAUAAUUUGGAGAUAUGUGAUUUUGAAAAGUAAUUAGGGUGAAUUUCUUUAUAACCAUGUAAAUAUAGUUCACUUACUUACACACGUUACCCAUCGUGAAGGAGCAUAGGCUGAUGACCAAAAAUCUGUUCUGGACACUUCUUCUCAGUUAUUCCCAAGUGCUAUUCAUUUUUUGAUGUCUGCUUCCAAUCGUCGAUUCAAUCUGGUCUUUAGCCCUCCACUUUUCCGUUUCCCUUCAGGAUUCCAAAUUAGUGCUUGCUUCGUGAUGCAGUUUGGUGAAGGAGCAUAGGCUGCCCGCCAGCAUUCUCCAUCCAACACUGUCCUGAACAAUCCUUUCCAUUUAUUCUCAAGUUUUAUUAAUUCUUAUGAUAUUUAUUUCCAAUUUCUGAUUCAAUCUGUUGUUAACUCUUUCAUUUUUCUUUUACCGUGUGUUUUCCAAAUAAGGGCUUGCUUUGUAAUAAAGUUUGAUGAUUUCGGAAAUGUAUCCUAUCCACUUUCAGCGUCUUUCCCUAAUUUCCUCUUCAGAUGGAACCUAGUUUGUUAUCUCCCACAGUAGGCAUUUGUUAAUGGUAUCCAACUAACGGUGAUUAAGUAUCUCGCAUAAACAACUGCUUAUAAAUACUUGUACAUUUUUGAUGAUGGUUGUAAUAGUUGUCUAAGUUUCAGCUCCGUACAGUGAAACUGUCUUGAUGUUCAUACUGAAGAUUCUCCCUCUAAUAUCUGUGUAAUAAUUUUGUAUUAAAGACCAAAACUAUUUAUAUAAAUUAUUCUCUUGUGUUUUGGUUUUCUUCUAUUAUACUUUACGUUUUCACAGACAUUUCGAGUUACAAAAUGGUAUGAAAGUAAUGAUUAUUUCUACUUGCAAUGAUAUUGAUGAUAAUCACUUUAUAUCAGAUACUUUGUCAGCUGCAGCACUCUGCAUCAAUGUUGGUUCAUUUUCCGAUCCACAUGAAGCUCAAGGUCUUUCUCAUCUGUUAGAACAUAUGUUAUUUCAUGGUGAUAUAAUUAAUCAUGAAAUGAGAACAUUUCAUAAUUAUUUACAAGAAUAUAAUGGUUAUUGGGAUUCUAAAACAUCAAAUGAACAUACAUUAUUCUAUUUUAGUAUAACAGAAAAAUAUUUCAAUGAAGCAUUACAUUUAUUUGCUUUACAUUUUAUUAAUCCUACAUUAAAAUUAGAUGGAAUGAGAAAAUCAAUUGAGAAAAUUGAUAUGGAAUUUCAAAAAGUGAAAACAAGAGAUUAUGCAAAACUACGUGGAUUCAUCUCAAGUUUAGCUGUCAAAGGAUCUCCAUAUCGAUUAUUUAGUCGAGGAAAUAAACAGUCAUUGAUUACUGAGCCAGAGAAGAAUAAUAUCGAUGUAUACGGCUUAUUAAAAAAACAUUGGACCACAUUGUAUUCAGCACAUAGAAUGACGUUGGUUGUGCAAUCGAAAGAUUCUUUGAACAAAAUGGAGAGAAUUGUUCGAGAGAACUUUUCAAAUAUACCUGCAAAUCGAUCAGUGAAAAUAGAUUUGACAAGAUAUAGAAACAGUUUUGAUUCACCAGAAUUCUUAAAAUUAUACCAUGUUGAUAGUACUCGAAAUAAGGAACAAUUACGUAUGGUUUGGGCUGUACCAAGUGUUUGUACAUUGUAUGAAUCAAAUCCAGUUGCUGUGCUUGCAUAUUUUCUAAGUGAUAAACAUCCAUAUGGUCUUGAAAAUUACCUUAAAAAUAAUCAUUUAGCUACAGAAGUAAAAUGUGAAUUUUCUGCAAUGUCCGAUUUUGAUAAUUCAACAAUUUGUGCUUUAAUUACCAUUUGUAUUGAUUUAAAUGGAACACGUCCUGAUCUAUUCAAAAUUACAAAAAUUGUUUAUGAAUAUUUACGAUUUUUAUCGAAUAAAGCAAAUGAUGCAUGUAUAAAUAAAAACUCUGAAGAAUACAUUCAUAAUACUACUACUACUAAUAAUAGUAGUAGUAAUAAUACUGCUAAUAUUAAAUCAACAUUUGAUUCAUGUGUAAGAGAUUUUCAAUUAACUCAAAAAGAAACAUUUCAAUGUCGUACAAUAUUUGGACCACAAGAAACUGUUAUAUGGAUUGCUACAAUGUUACACCAUACAUUACCACAAGAUGUACAUUCAGCAUAUUUAAUUAUAAAAACACUUGAUAUUCAGGUGUAUUCAGAACUAUUGGAUACUUUAUCAAAACAACAAGCUUGUUUAAUUCACAGUUUCAAGUUAAAUCCUACGAUACAUAGAAAUAUUCAUGUUGAGAAAUGGUACAAUUUACAAUAUACACAAGAAGAAGUGUCCACUAAACAAAUAGGCUGUUUGAAUAAUCUACAUGGAACAAUUCCAUUCUCACUUCCAUUAAAAGUUAAUGGAAAUGUGCAUGAAUACUUGACUUUAUCAUCAGAAAAUGAUAUACAAACACCUAUCAAUCUAACGACAGAAUUUAAAGGAACUGUCUUUGAAGAUUAUGGAUCCCUAUGGUACCAACAGCUGAAUAAUCAACUUAAAAAUGAAGCUUACAUUUAUGUGCAAAUUUCAACGGGAAUGGAACUCAACUACCCUUUAAAAGCAUGUUUAUCUCGCUUAUUACAGUUAAGCAUCAAACUUCGAUCCUCCAAUUGUAAAUUAUUAACAAUGGAAUCUAGAAUGAAAAGUUCAGUGAAUACAAAUGUAAAUGGACCGGAAUUUAUUAUUAAAGGACCAUCUGAAAAAAUUUCGAAUUACUAUAAAGAAUUUUUAAAGAGUGUAAUUGAUGAUAUAACUAAAGAACAUUUUAUACAAUGUAAAACAUUAUUAAUUGAAGAAUUAAAUAAUCAAUUAUCUGAUCCAAAUUUAGUUGCUAAUAAUAUAAAUUCAUGUUUAUGGUAUCCAAAUGAAUAUAUUGCCAGUAGUUUAUUAAAUUCAUUAGAAUACAUUACAAUAGCUGACUUAAUGGCAUUUCAAACUAAAUAUUUUUAUCAAAUGGAAAUUAUCAUGUAUAUUGUUGGUGAUGUAACAUGUAAUCUGGCAAAGGAUUUAUUUACCUACACAAUAGGAUUUUUCAAGUGUCAUCCAAAACCUAAAGAGAUUCAACACAUUGAGUAUAUAUCAAUUCAACCAGGCAUUUAUUAUCAUUCUGUACCGAAUAUAUCAAAUAAUGAAAAGUUUCAUCAACUUAUUCAAUUUGACCGAAUUGAAAACGCUUCAUCAGUAGAUGAAUUUUAUUGUCAAAUAAUAACGGAAUUACUGAAAUCACAUGCAAAGCAAUACUUUCAACAUUAUGAAUCAGUGAAUGGUUCAAUUUCAUUAGAUUUCUAUAAAUUUGCAUUGAAUUCAUCUAAUUUAACAGUUGGAACACGUUUAUCUCUUAAUAGUCAAUUAAAUAAACAUGAUGGAGAUUAUCUUAUAAAUUGUAUUCAAGUAUUUUGGAAUGAAAUUGCACCACGUGUUAUUGCUUGUGUUGAUAAUAAUAAUCUUGAACAAAUUUGCAAUACAAUCAUAUCAAGUGAAUUAAUCAAAAAUAAUAAUCUCGAAUUAAUAUCUCAAUUUUACUGGGAUAAAAUUAAAACAAACUUGUUAGAUGGAGGAAUCAGUAGAAAGAAUAUGUUAAAAAGAGAAAUGAACCGAGAGAAAUUACUAGAAUAUUUCCAUAAAACCUAUUUAAAUCCUAUGAAGAAAACUACCAUAUUUAUUGACUUUAGGAAUAUAGAAUCUAAUGAAUUCAUUAAAUCAUUGAAUAUUACUAAAAUAAACGGAACAAAUUUUAAUCCCAACUUAAAUUCUUAUUUAAAAGAUGAAGAUCUUAUGAAUACAUCUUAUGAAUUUUCUAGACAAACAUCAAAUGAUUUAAGAACAAUACAAAGGAUUAAAACAAUAAAACAUAUUGAAUCAUUCCGAACGGAGUUUAAUCAUUAG
This is a messenger RNA of Schistosoma bovis, 3942 nucleotides long. The record is from the annotation of a GenBank genome assembly. NCBI's taxonomy places the organism in Eukaryota, Metazoa, Platyhelminthes, Trematoda, Strigeidida, Schistosomatidae.